Eurytemora carolleeae is the source of this 519-nucleotide messenger RNA. RefSeq names its product cuticle collagen dpy-13-like. The transcript has 3 exons. Bases 1 to 519 code for a protein of 172 amino acids. The record is from RefSeq and is a predicted model, not a curated record. NCBI's taxonomy places the organism in Eukaryota, Metazoa, Arthropoda, Copepoda, Calanoida, Temoridae.
AUGGCUGAUAGAAAACCAGAGGAAAGUAAGAUGAAAAUGGCUGAUAGAAAACCAGAGGUAAGUAAGAUGAAAAUGGCUGAUAGAAAACCAGAGGAAAGUAAGAUGAAAAUGGCUGAUAGAAAACCAGAGGAAAGUAAGAUGAAAAUGGCUGAUAGAAAACCAGAGGAAAGUACCCCUGGUACUUCUGGUACUCCUGGUACUCCUGGUACUCCUGGUACUUCUGGUACUCCUGGUACUCCUGGUAAUCCUGGUAAUCCUGGUAUUCCUGGUACUCCUGGUACUCCUGGUACUCCUGGCACUAUUAAUACUCCUUGUACUCCUGGCACUCCUGGUACUCCCGCCCCCUCUCUGACUAAAGCAAGAAUUAAAACUAUGGAACCAGGAAGCUUGGAACUGAAACCAUGGAAGCAGAAACUGAAACUGCGGAACCAGGAACCCAGGAAUGGAAAGUAUGGAACUAGAAACCUAGAAGCUGAAUCCCUGGAACCAGGAACCCUGAAACUUAAAUUGUGGAACUAG